GUCACCUUGGGCCUAGACGCUCCGAGAUCGACCAGUAAUAGGCCCAAAACUCCAAAUCGAGUUCCGAUAGACUCGAGAGAAGCUUCUCAAAAAAAAAAAAAAAAAAAUAGACUCGAGAGAAAUCAGAGCUGCUUGCGAUUUCCGAGCUGUGCUGCCUCUUGCCUUCGCCGUUGCCAUCGACGAAAAACACCGGCUCCUCGUCAAAAAAAGGUGGAUCAAAAAGCGGUGGUGCACGUGCGGUCGACGGGCGAUGCCCCGAUACUGAAGCAAUCCAAAUUCAAGAUUUCGGGACGAGAUAAAUUUUUUAAGGUCAUUGAGUUUCUUCGCCGACAACUUCAUCAGGAUACACUGUUUGUCUAUAUCAACAGUGCAUUUUCGCCAAACCCAGACGAACUGGUAAUUGACUUAUAUAACAACUUUGGAAUUGAUGGGAAACUGGUGGUAAAUUAUGCUUUAUCAGCAGCAUGGGGCUAAACUUGCUGCAUGAGCAAAGAGAUAAUAGAGACCCUGAAAAUUAUCCAUGGCAAUUGUAAAUCACAUCCAGUUUUUGUGCUAAUGAGUCUGUAAAUCUAAAUUUGUAAAAGUUAUUAUUCACAUGUCACCAUCACCCAAAUGUAUUUCUCCUGUAAACGAUUCCACCCGUAUCGUUCAUCACGUUGCACCACAGCCCGUGCUCGUGCAUGUGGCUGUCUGGAUUGGUGGAUUGGAAGGACUGUUCUAACGACUUCAUUA
This is a messenger RNA of Panicum virgatum (switchgrass), 732 nucleotides long. Its product is annotated as ubiquitin-like protein ATG12. The record is from RefSeq and is a predicted model, not a curated record. The transcript has 5 exons. The annotation marks the transcript as partial. Gene Ontology annotation, cellular component: cytoplasm; phagophore assembly site membrane; Atg12-Atg5-Atg16 complex. Gene Ontology annotation, biological process: autophagy of mitochondrion; nucleophagy; C-terminal protein lipidation. Lineage: Eukaryota; Viridiplantae; Streptophyta; Magnoliopsida; Poales; Poaceae.